Gasterosteus aculeatus aculeatus (three-spined stickleback) is the source of this 6243-nucleotide messenger RNA. The record is from RefSeq and is a predicted model, not a curated record. Lineage: Eukaryota; Metazoa; Chordata; Actinopteri; Perciformes; Gasterosteidae.
GUAAAACAGCGGCGCCGCCGCCGACCGAGCAGCAUUCCUCAACUUGUGGCUCCGGGCUCUCGAACCGGCGCCAGCACGCGCCGCUCCGCUUCCGCGCGGACACGAGCGGACCGGUGCGCGAGCUCCUGUGAGCGAAGGUGCCUGGAGAUGGAGCUGAGCAGGAGGAGGGUGCCCCUGUAUGGGCAGGCGAAGGUGUUUGCUUUGCUGGAGGGAUACGACUCGGUGCCGGAGGAUGCAGAGGUCUACAUUGUUCUGGAAGGUUCCACGCUGGUGCACGUCACCAGGGCUCAGAGUGAUGUCAUGCUGUGCUUUAUAGUACCGGGACACAACCUGGCAGAAGUGGUCUCUGUCCAGGCAUACCUGUCCUCUGGAACCGCACUCGUGACCUGGGUGGGCGGAGCUUCCCUGGAGUAUGUCCAGGAUGACGCUCAGGACCUGGCAGAGCACCUGGUGAUGCACGCGCACUGCCUCAGCUCCAAGGAUCACACGGAGCUGAGCAGCCUCUUCAACCUGGGCCAGGAGAGCUCCCGCGGGGCGAUGGACCGCCGCGUGGCCUUGGCCGUUGCCAACCUGGACAUCCCCCGCAGCUGGAACGUGCUGGGAAGCCACGGGGGAGACGAGCGAACCCCCAGGGAGUCGCCCCUCCACCUGGCCGUGCGGUGGGGUCUGUUUCGCUUGGCAGAGCUGCUGCUGUGUCAGCCGGGGGGUCUGAUGGCGGUGAGUCUGCCAAACCAAGAGGGAGUGACGCCGCUGCAGCUAGCACAGACGGCGGCUAACACGGAGAUCCUGGAGCUGCUCGCACACCCGCCCAACCCCCUGGCCACGCCUCCUGCAGGUCUGUCUCAGGUGUGGGCAGACCGGUCCCGCUUGCUGAGGUUCUGCCACGAUUCGGGCAAUCUGACUCUGACUGUGCGGCAGAACCUUCGGUGGAGCUCGGAGGAGAGCCGGCACGCCGACAUCCUGCUCCUCAGGGAGCGGCUCAGGGACCAGGACUUCCUCAGAGAGAUCAAAGCUCUAAGGAGAGAGCACAGGGAGACUGUCUCAGGGAAGGAAAGGCCGGUGGAUGAUGCCAGAGACAACGCAUUGCAUUCGGAUAUCAAUAGAGCAGCUCUGGGGGAAACUGACCGCGAGGAGCCGCUGAUGUUUUGUCUAAACGAAGAGGACGAGGAUGAGGAGAAGGACGACCCGUCGCUGUUUGACUCUGGACAAACCCAGUCCACACGGGAGAGCCAGGCCCAGUCUCCGACGCUGGCUGCUGCUGUCCGACUCUCAGCGAUGAUCCACGGCAAAGGCCGAGUGUUUGCCAACGCCAUGCUGGUGGACCAGACUCUGCUCAUGUUCCAGGUGGACGGCGCUGAUAUUAAAUACCGGUCUCCGGGGGAGGAGGAGGAGGAGGAAGACGAGGUGAGCCCUGCGCCCAGUCUUGGCCGCCCGUGCUCCUUCUCCACGACUCCCCCCGCCUCGAGGAACCAUGCCCAGGACCGCCACCCGCCCUCACCCCGCGGCGGGGAGAAGGGGAUCCGAGGCCCUGAGAUUCGCAAGGAGCCUUCCUGUCGCACGUCUCCCCCCUCUACCUUCACGUCCCCCCCGUCUUUUCCUUCCUCCCCCCUGGUGUCCGCCUUCCGAUUGUACGAGGGAGGGCAGAGGCGUCCUUGCCUGCCAGUUUCUCCUGCUUUGAACCGCAGAGGAUACAGCUUGACCGAGGCGAGCCAGGGCCUGAGUCCUAGCCUGGAGGGCGAUAGUGGAGAGGAAGACAUAUUGGGACACUCCUACCCCUCGUCGUCUGUGAAGAAGCAGUCCAUCCCGCGAUCCAGCUCCAGAGAAGAGAGGGACUCUUUUGAGGCGUCACCAGACUUUAACCGCCUGCACUCCCCCCCCAAGAGCCCUGAGGAAGCCGAGGUCCGCCUGCGCUCCUACUCUUUUUCCUCCCCCAAGGCCAAGCCGUCGCGCCCGCUGCUGAAUCGAGACACCACCGUCGCCGACCAGGCAGAAGAGCAGAGAGCAUUUAGCCUGACUGAGACCACCAAAGAAAAGAGGCGUUUGGGUUUCCGUAAGCGGGCCCAGUCAGCGGAGGAGGAGAGCAGUGCAUCGCUCCAACACCUAACCCUCACAGAGUUCCUCAAAGAGAUUGAGGACGAGGAGUGGGACAAGUACAUAAUCCCCUCCAAGGUCGAGUCGGAGAAGUACAAAGUCAGCCGGACAUUCAGCUUCCUCAAGAGCAGGAUGUCCAGCACUCGCAACAAGACCAAGGUGAAGGGGAAAGAGGCAAAGGAAGGGAAGGAGAAGGCGGGCGCCACUAACGGACACCAGUUUGUCUCGGCGUCCCCCCCCAGUGCCGCUCUCUGUGUGGGCUGCGACAGGUCUGUUUCUGGGAAGGAGCUGCUGCAGUGCUCCAACUGUUUCCUCAAUGUGCACAAAAACUGUCGAGAGUCUGUGGCAGCCUGUGGCAAGAAGCCGCAGGAGAGGAAUGCGUUGCUGCUGAAAACCAAGACCAUGUCUCUCCCACACAACUCUGUGAAAGACAACUCUCCGUCCACAUUCUGCUCCUCUGCUUCACUGCCCACGACGACCAGGGAGAAGAGAGAGACCGCAGGCCCUCUGUCCAAAAGCUUCUCCGUCUCCAUAGACAGCAGGCGGCUGAGCGACGCGGGGGGGCUGGGCGGGGAGGGCGCCGUCACGGCUUGGACUAACGGCGCGGUGGCUGAUGAGGGAUCGCCGGCCACGGCGACUCCAACAUCCACCGAGCUGCCGACCGCCACACCAGAUGGCGUGGACGCUCCCUUGAUGAGCGGCCUGUCCGCUGAGGAGCUGGGCCUGGAGGUGGAGUCCUGGAGUCUGGCGGUCAGCCCAGAGUUCUGCCGGCAGCACGACAGGCACACCAUCAAACGGCAGGAAGUCAUUUACGAGCUGAUGCAGACGGAGCUGCACCACAUCCAGACCCUAACAGUCAUGUCGGGGGUGUUCCGGAGAGGCAUGCUGGAGGAGCUGCAGCUCGACUGGGACUGCGUGGCUCGAAUCUUCCCCUGCCUGGACCCCCUGCUGCUCUUUCACAAGAACCUCUUCGGAGCGCUGCUGGAGCGCCGGCAGGCCGCCGCCCACACCGACACGCCCGGCGAUUACCUCAUCCAUCAGAUUGGAGACAUUCUGCUCCAGCAGUUCUCAGACGAAUACGCCGAGGAGAUGAAGCAGGUGUACGGAGAGUUCUGCAGCCAUCACACCGAGGCCGUCAAUGUCUUCAAAGAGCUGCAGCAGCAGAACAAAAAACUGCAAAACUUUGUCAAACAACAGAGCAACAACACUCUGGUGAGGCGGAGAGAGGUGCCAGAGUUCAUCCUGCUGGUCACUCAGCGCAUUACCAAGUACCCGGUGCUGCUGGAGAGGAUACUACAUUACACCCGGGAGGAAAGUCAGGAACACGCUGACCUGUCCAGGGCUCUAGCCCAGAUCCGCAACAUCAUUGCCGCAGUGGACCUGACGGUGAAUAGGCACGAGAGGUGUCAGGAGCUUCAGGAAGUGCUGGUGCGGCUGGAGAACAAGAGCUUCGCCAAGCUAAAGAACGACAAGGUGUUCCGCAAACAGGACCUGCACAGCCAGCACAGGGUUCUGCAGUAUAAAGGGCUGGUCUACUGGAAAACCGCCACGGGACGGCUGAAAGACACUCUGGCUCUCCUGCUCACUGACGUUCUGGUGUUCCUACAAGAGAAGGAUCAACGCUUCGUGUUUGCUGCGGUGGACCAGAAGCCACCUGUAAUACCUUUGCAAAAGCUCAUUGUUCGAGAAGUAGCCAACGAGGAGAGAGGGAUGUUCCUCAUCUCUGCCUCCUCGGUGGGACCGGAGAUGUAUGAAGUCCACACCAACACCCGAGACGAGAGGAACGCGUGGAUGAGACACAUACGACAGGCUGUGGAGAGUUGUCCCGAGGAAGAGGAGGAGGAGGAGCGAACUGCCGAGAUUGAGGAGUCCAGGCGAGUGGCAGAGCUCAGAGUUCAGAAGAUCUCCAAGUUCCAAGAGAUGCUGUCGGGUCAAGACCAGCUAAUUUGCAACAGCCUGGAGGAGAAGUUACAGCUCUAUGCCGAGCUCACGGAGUUCACCCUCCGCUCUCCAGAACCCGUUCCACACCGCCACCUGGUGCUGGCGGACCCCGACGCCGAGACGCCGCGACAGGCCUCGGCACUGCUCAUUGCGGCGCUCAGGGAAGCGGAGAACCUGAUCUCCGUCCUGCAGAGUCGGGACGGCCUUACCGUAAAGAGUGCCGGCUACCCGGCCCAAGGACCAGAGUGCUGCGGCUACGACAGCCGGGGGAGCAGCGUGCACGAGUCUCCAUCUGAGCCGGAUUACCUGAGCACUCUCAGCAUAAGCUCCGCCUCUCCCGGGUCAGACGGCGAGCUGGCGGGGCUGGACGGCGCACUGUGGAGCCCGGCUGUAGAGCUGAGUAGAGGAGACGCCAAAGGGACGCUGUUGAAGGUGGCAGAGAGCGUUCAGAAUCUGACUCAGCUCCUCUACAGUCUGCAGGCUGCCGUGACCGUCCAGGACAGCUGCUAUGAAGUCCAGAAGCUCCUCCUCCUGGAGGGAGAAAGACCUCAGCUCCAUCUGGAGCAGGAGAAGCAGAAGAGUGUCGAUAAGAAGAAAGAGGAAGUAGAGAAGAGGGGUUUAGAGAGGAAGAAAGAGGAGGUGGAUGAGGUGCAGAAACUCCACGUGAAGCUCAAACAGGUGCAGCAGCGUUGGGACAAAGAGUGUCUGGCCAGAGACAAACGACAGUGCGAGCAGGAGAGUGUGCUGGAGCAGCGGGAGCACCGGUGCCUCCUAGAGGCCGAGCGGCUGCGCUGCGAGCGCGAGGAGCUGGAGGCUCAGCUGCUGGAGUACCAGCAGAACCUGGAGCGACUGAAAGCGGGCCAGAGGAGCGUGGAAAGGGAGAAGGAGAAGAUCGAGGCCCAGCAGAGGCUGCUGCAGCGCUGGAGACACCACCGCCAGAGCAGCCUGCCCAUGACCAUUCCGCUGGAUGGGCACAAGGUGUCCGGCCACAGCCGCUCGGGCAGCCUAGACGGCAACCUUUGUGUGUACGAGAACGAGGCCACCGUGCUCGCAUGCCUCCAGCAGAGUCACCCCCCCCGCCGCCGCCCCGCUGGCGACAACCAGCAGCAGCAUCUGCUCUCUGCCGCGUCAGGCAAGAACUGCGCCGCCAACCUGGGCCUCAGCGCCAGCCUGUACAACAGCCUCAACACCCUGCUGAGCCAGGCGCACGGCAAGCCGCCUGCGGAUGGUCCCACGUGCCCCCGGCCCCUCAGCGGCAGGGUCAGCACCCAGCAGCACGUGACCCACAGCGACUUCAGCGUGCCGAUGGAGAGGCGCUCCCCGGAUCCCUGGAGUUCAGAGGUCACCGGACACAGACUCUAUGAGGAUGGCUACUCCACGUCUCCAUCUCUCAUGCCCCUCCUCCCCCCCCACGCCUACCUCUCUCUGGAAGGAGAGAAUGGGGAGGAGGGAUGCGAGGAGAACAUUGUUUAUCUCUGAGAGCCUGCGGCGGAUCUGUGUGUGUUUGAAACGAGGGAGUACACGGAAAUAUGUGUGCCUUUAUCAGCGUAUGUGGUGGCCAUUAAUCGUCCUCCUCCUGCCUAUUGAAACCGCUGUGCCUUUUUGCGGACCGAUAACUUUAGCUUUAACACGCAUGUUUUUUGUAUGCCCACUGAUUCUUUUCAGCUUCCUUUGCACUUGUUUGAUGGCAGCGGUGCAUCCGUACCCCGAACACCGGAACCCACAGCAGGGUUAUCAGUAUUUUUACCAUGAGCACUUAAAAGUAAACCGUUAUUUGGAAAGCCAAUGGAGCCCUUCCCCUGAUGUGCACAGUGCUGUUACCUCUCAUGUGAUCUUUGAUAAUAUUUAUAAGGGAUUGUAAGCAUCUAAAAGACAUUACCAGUAUACUGAGGUUGUUUUAUGAAGAUUAAAUAUAUCUACAGUUUUAUGGAAAAGCUACCUAUGCACAGUAUCGUGGAAGAAGAACUUAUAUUUCUAUUAUUAUUGUCAUUAUUAUUAUUUCAUUCCCUCAAGUGCCAAAAACGUGCUGUCUGAUACUGUAAGUGAUUUGUGGAAAAGAAUUGCUGUGUGUUUUCCUUUCUUUUCUGAUAAUUUAUUGUGUGUAAUUUGCUUUGCGCACCGUCGACGUUCAUCAUCUUUUUGUUAUAAUCUCUAUAAUCAGAUUUGCCUUGUAUUAAUGUUGUGCUGUCUAUAAAAAACUAUCGCAGCAAA